AUGGUUCAUAGUACAACGGACACGACCCAGGAAACUGACGAAAGACGCAAAAACGUGCCAGGGCUGACGGAAGCUUGCCCGAUUGAUCGAGCAUCAACUCCAUGCCAUCAUCAGGAACAUGAAGAACUUCAAUCGCCCAUUGAUUCACAGCAUCCAUUGAACAAUCAAACUCAGACUGGACAAACUUCUGAACAUUGGUUGAAAUCCUGGUCAAAAGUGCUCUCACCCGUUGCGUGGCUUGAAAACAAGUCAAGUGUUGCCAGAGACCAUUUAGCCAAUGAGCGAACCUUUCUGGCCUGGUUCAGGACUUCAUUGAGCCUAACGUCCAUAGGCAUCGCACUUGUUCAAUUAUCACGACUUUCCAAACAAAUCAAGGUUGCUCAAGUUAAAAAAAUAAUUACCUUGGUCCAACCAAUCAUCGAUCCCUUAUCACAUCCAUCAUUUUCAAGUGGAAAUUUGUCUGGGCUUUCUGACCCAUCCAACUCAAUUCAAUUCUCGCUCAACCAAAUCAAUCAGAAUUUGAUCAACCUUCAAUCCGUAAUCGACGAGAUUCAUGAAAAUGUUGAUUCGAUAAAACGGACUAAAAGUCUUGCCAGCGUGAUCGGAAAUUGUUAUGUGUGCAUUGGAUUGUUCUUUCUUUUCAUUGGUACGCAUAGAUAUUUUCGGGUUCAGCAAGUCUUACAAACGGGAAAAUUUCCUCACAGCAGAAGGUCGAUUGGCCUCACCACCUUUGUUGUCUCUGCUUUAUUGAUUGUCACAACAAUUGGGAUGUUUAGAACCACUUUAUGA
Puccinia triticina is the source of this 789-nucleotide messenger RNA. RefSeq lists its product as uncharacterized. The record is from RefSeq and is a predicted model, not a curated record. The transcript has 5 exons. Lineage: Eukaryota; Fungi; Basidiomycota; Pucciniomycetes; Pucciniales; Pucciniaceae. Bases 1 to 789 code for a protein of 262 amino acids.